UCUAAAUCGUUGCUCCUCCGACUUCUGCGCCUCGACUUUCCAAACUGGUAUUUUCAAACCUGCAGCUCUUCGCGCCAGACGUACUACUUAGGAUGUUCCAUUUGAUUGAAUUCUUGGACAGCAAAACAGUAGCAGUCGUGCCACAAAGCUGGUACGGUGGUGGUAGCUGCGUUUGGCCAAAUUACCCGAGGGACGAAAGGGUGGACAAGGCGGUCCGAAGUGCCGAAGAACCUCAACCUGACUGGCAGACACAUGAUGUCAGAAUAAUUAGAUCAUGCGAUGAUUACUUGGUGGCAAGGCGAUGGUUAAAAAAAUACAUGUCCUGUGACACAUCCGCUCUCCAUUCAGAAGAGGAGGCAAUUCCUAAAAGGAGAAAGCCAAUGCCUGUCCAUUUCUAUGGGGACUCUGAUGCAGACAGCGAGAUUGAAAAUCGGCCCCCCAAAAAAAACAGGGGUCCAACCACUAGCGGGACAUUUGCUCCUCCUCCACCACGGACUUCAUCACCAGCAGGACAGCGAACAAGCCAUGCAGGGUACACACCAACCUGGCGAGGGGCGAGGUGUGGUUCAGACGCCAUUGCCUGCUGUGCUGCUCAAAUUCAAAUCCUGGCCAUGCUGGAGACGCUUACACAGCAGGUCCAGCAAUUAACUGCCAAAGUUGACAGCUUUGUUCGCCCCAGCGUGACACAAAUGUCUGGUCAAGAAGUGGAGUGGAGAGACCCGUUUCCGUUGACCACAAUGGAGGAAGUGGACCUGUUUGAGCAACAGCUCAAAGAUCCAGCCAACGCUAUAAUGAAGAAGAAUGUGAUUUCCUCCCUGGGAACAAUCGGAGGACAUGAUGUAAAACGUGCAACGUGGAACAUCCUCGCACGCAUGUUCACUGAUGAUGUUGGCAAGUCCAUAAAUUGGAAAGGGGUUAAUGGCAAAAAAUCUUUCAAUCUAAUGACGUCCAAGACUUUGCUCCUGCAUGCCGUCAGAAAGAAUCACUCUACACAUGCGUCCACUGACGACCAGGUCCUUAAGCACGCCAUUAGGUGGUUCAACCUGGCAGCAGACCGGGGUAGCUCCAGGAGGCGUGCUACUGUCGACGUCCCCCACACUGAACAGACUUAAAAUAUAUCUUUUUUUAAGUGUGUGUGUGGAUAUAAUUUUGUCCUUUCAAAUAAAAAACGUUGAUAUUA
This is a messenger RNA of Pseudoliparis swirei, 1180 nucleotides long. RefSeq lists its product as uncharacterized. The coding region runs from base 93 to 1112 and encodes 339 amino acids. The record is from RefSeq and is a predicted model, not a curated record. The transcript has 7 exons. Lineage: Eukaryota; Metazoa; Chordata; Actinopteri; Perciformes; Liparidae.